AUGAGAACGCUUGCCAACAGUCUAGGCCGAAGCCUCGUCGUGUCUGUCUCCCUCUUUCUCUCUGCGUCUCCAGAACCCUGUGUCCGCUUUUUCGUUCUUGUUGUCGUCGUCUCCCCCCCCCCUUCCUCUCGCUGCGUGGUUGGUUUUCCUCGUGGCGCGCAUGCCGCCCCUCAGCGGAGCCGAAGGGUCAAGACUAGAAGUCUGAUUCCGCCGCCUCACCGGAAAGCUGAGAGGCAGGAGAACGAGGGAGAGAAAGGCAGAAGCUGUAAACCGAGGUGUCGCGUGGCAUUCUUUAGCGAGGAGGCGGGGGCCUCUGACACGUCGCUCAUGAUAAAAUACCUGCUACUUAUCAGCCGCCAGGGCAAGCUGCGCCUGGCCAAGUGGUACGUUGCGUAUUCCAAGAAGGAAAAGGCCAAGAUUGUGCGGGAGGUGUGUCAACUCGCCCUGGGUCGAUCUAUGCGGUUUUCCAAUGUGGUGGAACACAGAGGCAGCAAGUACAUUUGUCGUCGUUACGCCUCCCUUUACUUUGUCGCUUCCAUCGACAGCGAUGAUAACGAACUGACCGCGCUGGAGAUCAUUCACCACUUUGUGGAGAUACUAGAUCGCUACUUUGGCAACGUCUGCGAACUCGACCUCAUCUUUAACUUUCAUCGCGCCUACUUUGUGUUGGACGAGGUGAUGUUGGGCGGCGAAUUGGAGGAUAGCAGCAAACGCGCGGUCCUAAAGUAUGUUCAGGUGCACGACAGCGUCUCGGAGGAGAGCGAACAGUCCGGACCAAACGGGGCGGCGGCGGCUUUGGCGGCAACCGUCGGCGCGUUCAAAAUUUCGUAG
Molecule: messenger RNA, 831 nt
Organism: Trypanosoma conorhini
Lineage: Eukaryota; Euglenozoa; Kinetoplastea; Trypanosomatida; Trypanosomatidae
Product: clathrin coat assembly protein AP19
Exons: 1
Coding region: 1-831 (276 amino acids)
Biological process (GO): vesicle-mediated transport; protein transport
Cellular component (GO): intracellular membrane-bounded organelle; AP-1 adaptor complex
Molecular function (GO): clathrin-cargo adaptor activity
Source: RefSeq, a predicted model, not a curated record